AUGUCCACCACCGACACUACCACCACCACCACCACCACCACCACCAAACCAGGCUGGUACCAAACCAGCGUCACGGCCAUCGACCCCGCCGCGCAGUCCCUGCUGGAAGAGUACAGCGGGCUCAAGCCCGACGAGGUCCUCCCCCAUGUCUUAGCCUUGCGAGACGAAGCGUUCGCCAUCUUCCCGUACCCCUGCAUCGGCCAAAUGCGCUUCCUGAGCUGCCACCUCGCGCGCCUCCCGUUCUACCCGCAGGUGCUGGCGCGGCUGCGCGCCUCGCCGGCCCACGGCUUCCUGGACGCCGGCUGCUGCGUCGGCCAGGAGCUGCGGCACCUGGUGCACUGCGCGGGGAUCCCGGCGACCCAGCUGUACGGCUUCGAUCUCGAGCCGGGGUUCUUCGAGCUGGGGUACACGCUGUUCCGCGACGACGCGCAGAGGUUUCCUGCGACGUUUGUGGGCGGGGACUUCGGGGUCGAGAGCGAGGAGGAGUGGGCGCGCGGCGCGAUUGUGGGGACGGUUGGCGGCAAGGUGGAUGUGGUGUGGGCGGGCUCGUUGCUGCAUUUCUGGGAUUAUGAGGGCCAGGUCCGCGGUGUGGUGAGGCUGAUUGGGCUGACUGGGGGUCAGCCGGGGGCGAUUGUGUGUGGGCGGCAGAUGGGGAGUACGGUGGCUGGGGUUUAUGAGUUGACGGGGCUGAUGGACAAGACGCUGCAUUAUCGGCAUGAUGUGGGGAGUUUGCUGGGGCUGUGGCGCGAGGUCGAGCGGAGGACGGGCACGAAGUGGGAGGUGCAGGCGGCGUUGGAGGUGGGCGAGACGACGGCGAAGAUGCGCAAUAUGAGCUUCGUGGAUGAUAAUGCGCGUGUGGUUUGGUGGUGUGCUACCCGGGUGCAGUGA
Aspergillus aculeatinus CBS 121060 is the source of this 888-nucleotide messenger RNA. RefSeq lists its product as uncharacterized. The record is from RefSeq and is a predicted model, not a curated record. NCBI's taxonomy places the organism in Eukaryota, Fungi, Ascomycota, Eurotiomycetes, Eurotiales, Aspergillaceae. The coding region runs from base 1 to 888 and encodes 295 amino acids. The transcript has 2 exons.